AUGAAGAGUCCUGCCAUACCUCCCCCAUCUAUGAAGAGUCCUGCCAUACCUCCCCCAUCUAUGAAGAGUCCUGCCAUACCUCCCCCAUCUAUGAAGAGUCCUGCCAUACCUCCCCCAUCUAUGAAGAGUCCUGCCAUACCUCCCCCAUCUAUGAAGAGUCCUGCCAUACCUCCCCCAUCUAUGAAGAGUCCUGCCAUACCUCCCCCAUCUAUGAAGAGUCCUGCCAUACCUCCCCCAUCUAUGAAGAGUCCUGCCAUACCUCCCCCAUCUAUGAAGAGUCCUGCCAUACCUCCCCCAUCUAUGAAGAGUCCUGCCAUACCUCCCCCAUCUAUGAAGAGUCCUGCCAUACCUCCCCCAUCUAUGAAGAGUCCUGCCAUACCUCCCCCAUCUUUGAAGAGUCCUGCCAUACCUCCCCCAUCUAUGAAGAGCCCUGCCAUACCUCCCCCAUCUAUGAAGAGUCCUGCCAUACCUCCCCCAUCUAUGAAGAGUCCUGCCAUACCUCCCCCAUCUAUGAAGAGUCCUGCCAUACCUCCCCCAUCUAUGAAGAGUCCUGCCAUACCUCCCCCAUCUAUGAAGAGUCCUGCCAUACCUCCCCCAUCUAUGAAGAGUCCUGCCAUACCUCCCCCAUCUAUGAAGAGUCCUGCCAUACCUCCCCCAUCUAUGAGGAGCCCUGCCAUACCUCCCCCAUCUAUGAAGAUUCCUGCCAUACCUCCCCCAUCUAUGAAGGGUCCUGCCAUACCUCCCCCAUCUAUGAAGAGUCCUGCCAUACCUCCCCCAUCUAUGAAGAGUCCUGCCAUACCUCCCCCAUCUAUGAAGGGUCCUGCCAUACCUCCCCCAUCUAUGAAGAGUCCUGCCAUACCUCCCCCAUCUAUGAAGAGCCCUGCCAUACCUCCCCCAUCUAUGAAGAGUCCUGCCAUACCUCCCCCAUCUAUGAAGAGUUCUGCCAUACCUCCCCCAUCUAUGAAGAGUCCUGCCAUACCUCCCCCAUCUAUGAGGAGCCCUGCCAUACCUCCCCCAUCUAUGAGGAGUCCUGCCAUACCUCCCCCAUCUAUGAAGGGUCCUGCCAUACCUCCCCCAUCUAUGAAGAUUCCUGCCAUACCUCCCCCAUCUAUGAAGAUUCCUGCCAUACCUCCCCCAUCUAUGAAGAGUCCUGCCAUACCUCCCCCAUCUAUGAAGAGUCCUGCCAUACCUCCCCCAUCUAUGAAGAGUCCUGCCAUACCUCCCCCAUCUAUGAAGAUUCCUGCCAUACCUCCCCCAUCUAUGAAGGGUCCUGCCAUACCUCCCCCAUCUAUGAAGAGCCCUGCCAUACCUCCCCCAUCUAUGAAGAGUCCUGCCAUAACCCCAGACCCCAUGACUGACUGA
Messenger RNA from Hyla sarda, 1362 nucleotides. RefSeq names its product basic proline-rich protein-like. The record is from RefSeq and is a predicted model, not a curated record. Bases 1 to 1362 code for a protein of 453 amino acids. NCBI's taxonomy places the organism in Eukaryota, Metazoa, Chordata, Amphibia, Anura, Hylidae. The transcript has a single exon.